AAUCGGGGCUGAGCGGCAACUGAGCCGUUCGGGGUCAGCGGCGAGUCGCAGGCCGAUUCCUUCUGGGGUGUCUCUGGCGGCUCACAGCCAGGGCAUAGCUCUGACAGCCCGGUGACCGGAGCUUGGGGACAACUCGACUCCCCUGUGUGCGGGACCUGCCUGACAGCUCUGGGCUGGGGUCCUCGAGCCACCUUCCGAGCGUCCUAAUUUAUGGGCAGCAUCCACCCAGGACAGUGAAUUCCUAAGAAUUUCCCACGCCAGCUUCCUGUCUUCAAAUUAAACUGUUCCCACACCUUGCUGUGUGUAAGCCCUACCGGGUCUCAUUGCUGGAGCAGAGACAGGUGCCUUGGAAUGUGAAGAGACAAGAGUCAGGAACCAUGUACCCAGAAAAUCUUUGCGACUGUAACAACUCCGUAAAAGCCUUUGAUCAACACACAAAACUUAGCAUCCGUCAAUGUGUGCAUAGUGAAGAGAAGCCAUACAAACAGGAAGAACAUGGCAAAGCUUUCAUUGAUGACUCAGCUUCUGAUCAGCAUCACAGGGUACAUAAAGGAGAUUUGCCCUACAAAUGUAAAGAUUGUGGCAAAGCCUUUAAAUACCGCUCAGUCCUCUUCCAACACCACAUAAUUCAUACUGCUGCAAGACCUUACAAAUGUAAAGAGUGUGGCAAAGCCUUCAAGAGAAGUAGAAAUCUUACACAACACCAGAUGACUCAUAAGAGAGAGUGUAAAUACAAGUGUAAAGAAUGUGGCAAAGCCUUUACUACACAUUCUAUACUUACUCAACACCAAAUAAUUCAUACUGGAGAGAAACCCUACAAAUGUAAAGAAUGCGGCAGAUCCUUUAAAUAUAAUUCAACCCUUACUCAACAUGAAGUCAUCCAUACUGAAGCAAAACCCUACACAUGUUUGGAAUGUGGGAAAGCCUUCAAGAGAAGUCACACCCUUAGUCAACAUCAGAUAAUUCAUAAGGGAGAAAAACCAUACAAGUGUAAAGAAUGUGGUAAGGCCUUUAUUAAACACUCAUCUCUUACUCAACACCAAGUAAUCCAUACUGGAGAGAAACCCUAUAGAUGUAAAGAAUGUGGGAAAGCCUUCAGAUAUCAGUCAACCCUAACAAGACACCAAAUUCUUCAUACUGGGGCAAAGCCCUACAAAUGUCAAGAAUGUGGCAAAGCCUUCAAUAAUAGUUCAACUCUUAGUCGACACCAGAUAAUCCACACAGGAGAGAAACCCUACGCAUGUCAAGAGUGUGGCAGAGCCUUUUACUGUUCCUCAUUCUUGAUCCAGCAUAUGAAAAUUCAUUUUGAAGAGAUGCCCUAUAGAUGCAAAGAGUGUGGUAAACCCUUUCGGCUUUCCUCACAGCUUAUUCGACACCAGAGAAUCCAUACUGGAGAGGAGCCUUAUAUAUGUAAGGAGUGUGGCAAGACCUUCAGAUACCACUCCAACCUGAUGAGACACCAAAUACUUCAUACUGGAGCAAAGCCCUACAAAUGUCAAGAAUGUGGCAAAGCCUUCAAUAAUAGUUCAACACUUAGUCGACACCAGAUAAUCCACACAGGAGAGAAAUCCUAUAAAUGUCAAGAAUGUGGCAAAGCCUUUUACUGUUCCUCAUACUUGAUCCAGCAUAUGAAAAUUCAUUUUGAAGAGAUUCCCUAUAGAUGUAAAGAGUGUGGUAAACCUUUUAAGUGUUCUUCACAGCUUAUUCGACACCAGAGAAUUCAUAGUGGAGAGAAGCCCUACAUAUGUAAAGAAUGUGGCAAAGCCUUCAACUGUACUUCAUACCUUACUAAGCAUCAGCGAAUUCAUACCGGGGAGAAACCUUACGUAUGUAAAGAGUGUGGCAAAGCCUUUAACUGUUCUUCCUAUCUGUCUAAACAUCAGAGAAUUCAUAUUGGAGACAGACUCUAUAAAUGUAAAGAAUGUGGCAAAGCCUAUUACUUUUCUUCACAGCUUAACCGACACCAGAGGAUUCAUACUGGAGAGAAACCCUACAUAUGUAAAGAAUGUGGCAAAGCCUUCAACUGUUCUUCCUAUCUUAAUAAACAUCAGCGAACCCAUAUUGUAGAAAAACCGUAUGUAUGUAAGGAAUGUGGCAAAGCUUUUAACUGUUCUUCAUACCUUACUAAACACCAGAGAAUUCAUACUGGAGAUAGGGUUUACAAAUGUAAAGAGUGUGGCAAAGCCUAUUACUUUUCCUCACAGCUUAAUCGGCACCAGAGAAUUCAUACCGUAGAGAAACCCUAUCGAUGUAAAGAGUGCAGCAAAGCCUUUAGUACUUCUUCCAGCCUGAAACGGCACCAGGAGACUCAUAUGCUAGUGAAACCCAGCAGUGUAGAGAAUUUGGCAAAGCCUCAAUAGUGAGAUAUUUGUUACUGGAUAGUUCAUAGUUCACAUGCAGUUCAAGACUUUAACAACUGCUGGAUCAUCACUUCACACCCAAAGACUCAUACAUGUGGGAGACACUACAAGUGUGAGGAAUUCAGCAAAACCUUUAACAGGUGUGUAGCAGUUAUUCCAUAUUAAAUGAUCCACAGUGGAGAACAACUUACAGAUGUGACAAUAUGGCCUGGACUUUGAUCACUGUUCUUUCUUAUUGGACAGUAGCAAAUUCAUAGAAAGAGCACCGUCCUAUGUGUAGACCUCAGAAGACUCUAAUAAAUCCCCUCAUGAAAUAAGUUAACAAAGCUUUCACUAAUACCUCAGAUCUUUUCUUAAACACAGCCCAUACCUCAAUAAACCUUGAUGUACAUAAAAAUUUUUCAUAGCACAGAACUCUUAUGACUAUGUAGAAUGUGGCCAAACUUUGAACUUUCUGCUUAUCAGUAAUCAGUGGGGUGGAAAGAACUACAUCACAGGUAGCAGAGUUAUGUAAACUCAUCUCUGAAAAGAUGGAAUUUGUUAUACAUUCAAAUAUACAAAAUAACCUCACUGUUAAAAACUACACAAAGCUCCGACCUCAGGCUGCUUUCUGAGAAGUUCUAAACUGUUUUCUCCAGAGAGCAUAAAAUGGAUUUUGAAAAACCGUGUAUAUUAUGUAUAAGCUUUGUUUUAGUGCAUACAUGGAGUGAAUGGUUCUUGUCGUCUCUGAUAUGUAUUGCCUAACAUGUUGUCACAGAGAUUAGGCCACCUUAUUGAAGUGUGUACAUAACAGAUCUUAGUAAUGUUUUGUUGAGGAAUAGUGAAUGACUGGCAAUUCUUUUUUUUUCAGUUUUUAGGGAUUGGAUGAAUGAUAAUUCUUAUUCUAGGUGUCCUUAUCCUUCAAAUAGAUGUGUAGAUUUGAAGAUUUUCUUGUAUGUGAUGUUUUAUUGCACUUUUUGCACUUACCAGAAAUUAUGAGGGAUGUGAAAGUAUAAUAAAAUGUUCUAGCUUUCUGAAUCUUAA
Molecule: messenger RNA, 3383 nt
Organism: Cricetulus griseus (Chinese hamster)
Lineage: Eukaryota; Metazoa; Chordata; Mammalia; Rodentia; Cricetidae
Source: RefSeq, a predicted model, not a curated record